Bipolaris victoriae FI3 is the source of this 960-nucleotide messenger RNA. RefSeq lists its product as hypothetical. The transcript has a single exon. The record is from RefSeq and is a predicted model, not a curated record. The coding region runs from base 1 to 960 and encodes 319 amino acids. Lineage: Eukaryota; Fungi; Ascomycota; Dothideomycetes; Pleosporales; Pleosporaceae.
AUGAAAAUUCUCAUCACAGGCGCCUCCGGCUUCGUCGGCCAAAUCCUCGCCCACCACCUCCUCGCCACAAACACAGCCACGCAUCUCAUCCUCGCGGACCUCCACGAACCCCCUUCACCCAACCCCUCAUCCCAAAACAUCACCUGCACAGCCGCAGACCUGACUUCCCCCUCCGCCUGCACCUCGCUCAUAGCGCAAAACCCCGAUGCAGUCUACAUCCUACACGGCAUAAUGUCGAGCGGCAGCGAAGCCAACCUCGAUCUAGGCCUCAGUGUAAACUUUGAAUCCGUACGCACACUCCUUGACACAAUCCGCGCGCAGCGUCCCGGCAUCAAGGUAAUCUUCACCUCGUCGUGCGCUGUGUACGGGCGCGCAGCCGUAGCAAACGUAGCCACGGAAACAGACAUAGUCGCCAUGCCCGAGUCGAGCUACGGGACGCAGAAACUCAUGAUUGAAUUCCUGAUCAAUGAUUACUCGCGGCGCGGGCUGAUUGAUGGGCGCACAGUACGGCUCCCGACUGUGUUUGUGCGGGCGGGGGCGCCGACGGCGGCGGCGUCGUCGUUUGUAUCGGGGAUUGUGAGGGAGCCCGUCAAGGGUGUUGCAGCAGAGUUACCCGUGGAUCCUUCGAUAGGGAUUUGGCUUACGUCGCCGCGGACGCUGGCGGCGAACUUGGUGCAUGCGGUCAAGGUGCCUGCCGAGGCGUUUGGCCAUUUCAGACAGGUUUUGUUGCCGGGGUAUACGGCGACGAGUGGGGAGAUUCUGGAGGCGCUGGAGAAAGUGGCGGGGAGGGAGACGCGGGCGUUGGUUACGGAGAAGAGGGAUGAGGCGACGGAGAGGAUUGUGUUGAGUUGGCCGGCCAAGUAUGAUACCUCGAGAGCGAAGGAGUUGGGGUUUAGUGAGGAUGUGGGGCUUGAGCAGACGAUUAGGGAUUUCAUUGAGGGAGAGAAGAGCAAGUCAUGA